This is a messenger RNA of Oryza brachyantha (malo sina), 2137 nucleotides long. Its product is annotated as ubiquitin domain-containing protein DSK2a-like. The record is from RefSeq and is a predicted model, not a curated record. Gene Ontology annotation, molecular function: polyubiquitin modification-dependent protein binding. The transcript is spliced from 8 exons. Gene Ontology annotation, cellular component: cytosol. Lineage: Eukaryota; Viridiplantae; Streptophyta; Magnoliopsida; Poales; Poaceae. Gene Ontology annotation, biological process: ubiquitin-dependent protein catabolic process. The coding region runs from base 145 to 1869 and encodes 574 amino acids.
CCCCUCUACGAAAGAAAAAAGAAAGAAAAGAAAAAAAAGAGAGAGAAAAAAAAGCUUGAGCUCACGCGCACACGCACGCGAGAGGCGGAGACCCCGAAUCGGAGGCGAGGCGGCCGGCGCCGGGCGGAUCGGGGGGCGAGGGGGAUGGGCGGCGGAGGCGAGGCCGGGAGCGGUGACUCGGGGGAACCCGCUCCCCCCGCUGCUGCCGCUGCUGCGGCGGCGGGGGGCGCGUCGCUGCACAUCCGGUGCGCGAACGGGUCCAAGUUCACCGUGCAGGCCGACCUCGCCGCCACCGUGGGGGCGUUCAAGGAGGUGGUGGCCGGGAGCUGCGACGUGCCGGCGGCGCAGCAGCGCCUGAUCUACAAGGGGCGGAUCCUCAAGGACGAGCAAACCCUAGAAAGCUACGGUGUUGAAACGGAUCAUACCAUUCAUAUGGUGCGUGGUGCUGGUCCCCCAGCCGGAUCAGCCGCACCUGCGGCAGCCAGCCCCCAAGCUUCAACUGCUCCUAGCAGCGCCCCAACUGGUGGUCUUGGAAGUUUGUUUCCUGGCCUUGGUGGUACAGGAACUGCUGGUACCAGGCCAGCAGGCCUUUUUGGGUCUGGAUUCCCUGAAUUAGAUCAAAUGCAGCAGCAGUUAAGCCAAAACCCCAACUUAAUGAGGGAAAUAAUGAAUAUGCCAAUGAUGCAGAAUCUCAUGAAUAACCCUGAUUUAAUUCGUAACAUGAUUAUGAACAAUCCUCAAAUGCGUGAUAUCAUCGACCGUAAUCCAGAUCUUGCUCAUGUACUCAAUGACCCAAGUGUUCUCCGCCAGACCCUUGAAGCAGCCAGAAACCCUGAAAUCAUGAGGGAGAUGAUGCGGAACACCGACAGAGCAAUGAGCAACAUUGAGUCUUCUCCUGAAGGGUUUAAUAUGCUCCGGCGCAUGUAUGAAACUGUCCAGGAGCCUUUCCUAAAUGCGACAACAAUGGGUGGGGAAGGCAACACAGCUGCAAACCCAUUUUCAGCUCUUCUUGGAAAUCAGGGUUCUAACCAACCCAGGGAUCCUGCUAGUAAUGCUCCAAAUACUGUUUCAGAGUCCACAACAGGAACCCCUGCUCCAAAUACUAACCCACUUCCAAAUCCUUGGAGCCCCAACACUGGAGGUGCGCAAGGAGCAACACGGGCAGGUCCUACUGGCAAUGCAAGAACCGGUGCCACUGGGGGCCUAGGAGGGCUGGGUUCAGCCGAUUUGAGCAGUUUGUUUGGUGGUCUUGCCGGUAAUACAGGAACUGGUGCCACUGGUGGUCUAGGGGGCUUGGGUUCAGCAGAUUUGGGAAGUUUGCUUGGUGGUUCUCCUGAUUCUUCUUCCCUGAGCCAGAUUUUGCAAAACCCUGCUAUGAUGCAGAUGAUGCAGAAUAUCAUGUCUGAUCCACAGUCCAUGAACCAGUUGCUUAACUUCAACCCAAAUACACGCAACCUCAUGGAAUCAAACACUCAGUUGAGGGAAAUGUUCCAAAAUCCAGAAUUUAUUCGCCAGUUGACAUCCCCGGAAACUUUGCAGCAAUUACUCUCGUUCCAGCAGACACUAUUGUCACAGCUUGGUCAGAAUCAACCUAGGCAGGAUGGUAGUCAAGGAGGCAAUGCCACAGGCAUGCGGGGAAAUGUUAGCGUCGACACCUUAAUGAGCAUGCUUAGUGGGCUUGGUGCUGGAGGUGGCAUAGGUGUGCCCAAUACAUCUAAUGUUCCACCAGAAGAACUGUAUGCAACACAGCUCACUCAGCUCCAGGAGAUGGGUUUCAUCGACACUGCAGAGAACAUCCAGGCGCUGGUAGCCACUGCUGGGAAUGUGAAUGCUGCUGUGGAGCGUCUUCUUGGCAAUCUGGGCCAGUAGCUAAAGCGUACCAGACGCUGCCCAUAACGGCUACCUAUUCACACAUGUGCAAGAGCCAAGAGGUUUUUUAGCCCCUCCAAAGUUCAAAGACAGCGUCUGUGAGUCUCAGGAGAAAAUAAACAAAGAAAUCCACCUCCACCAUUAACUUUCCCAUACAUGGUCGUCAUGCCUUUGUUUUUUUUACCGUGUUGUAUUGACUAUUUGGGUUGAUGUACAUACAUAUGAAAUUAUGGGAUCUUACCGCAUAGAUAUGGCUCUACCUUUGCAA